Molecule: messenger RNA, 504 nt
Organism: Colletotrichum lupini
Lineage: Eukaryota; Fungi; Ascomycota; Sordariomycetes; Glomerellales; Glomerellaceae
Exons: 2
Coding region: 1-504 (167 amino acids)
Source: RefSeq, a predicted model, not a curated record
AUGUGCGGCAUCAAACAAAUCGUCGACCAGUGCAGAACCUGCUACGGCAUCAUCUCCAAAGAAGAGAUCCCCACCAUAUGCCACAAGAGAACGUGGACACUGCCCGAAACCUUCGGACACGCAAAGGCAUACUGUCCAGACCAAGGAAGGGUGUACCUCGACAAGAAGCCAAGAAUCAACCAGUGCCCGCGAUCAGAGAGCAGUCUGGGCACUCGCUCGCUGUCGCACUGUUUGGACCAAACCCGAUCGACGAGCCCUUGGCAGAACACCAGUGUCCUCAAUUUACCGGCUGAGAAGGAGCCAAAAAGCGUGGCUGGGAAGGUGAAGGGGUUCUUUGGUAAGUGUCUUUUCAAGGUGAUUCCUGAGUUCGGUAGGUCCUCGCAGUCUCCUUCGUCUUGGGCGGCACUCGAUCAAUGGGAGGAUAUUUGUGGUGAUGAGGGUAUUGCAGACAAGAAGAAGAAAAAGAAAAAGGAUGUGUCUAUACCAACAGUGACGAGGGUGUAA